Messenger RNA from Rhagoletis pomonella (apple maggot), 1384 nucleotides. Its product is annotated as lysosomal aspartic protease-like. Gene Ontology annotation, biological process: proteolysis; cell death. Gene Ontology annotation, cellular component: lysosome. Lineage: Eukaryota; Metazoa; Arthropoda; Insecta; Diptera; Tephritidae. Gene Ontology annotation, molecular function: aspartic-type endopeptidase activity. The record is from RefSeq and is a predicted model, not a curated record.
CCUUCAAUGGCCAACCAAGUCAAUUAAUUGCUUAAAGUUCUUGCUCUAAACAAGUACAUAGAGCUUGCUUACAUCAAACCGCAAUCGAAGCUUUGAAAAAUAAUAGAAUGUUAAAGUUGGCAAUAGCCAUUUUGUGUUUGGCGUUGGUCGUUGAUGCAGCGCUCGUUCGCGUACCAUUAACGAAGCUCAACAGCCGACGCACCGUCAAGAAUGUUAAAGCGCAGGCCGCUGUCCUACGUAGUAAAUACAACACGAAUGCCUACGUAACACGGGAGCAAUUAAGCAACUACGUCGACGAUCAGUAUUAUGGCGCCAUCACCAUUGGUACGCCACCACAAAAUUUCACUGUACUCUUCGAUACCGGCUCUUCCAACUUAUGGAUACCUGGCGCACCGUGCGCUACAAACGAUCUGGCCUGCCUGAGCCACAAUACCUACAACGCCAACGCGUCUAGCACAUAUCAGGCUAAUGGAGAGAGUUUUUCCAUACAAUAUGGUAGUGGCAGCCUUACCGGUUAUCUAGCUGCGGAUACUGUAUCAAUUAGCGGCUUGGCUAUAACGGGACAAACUUUCGCAGUGGCCACAUCGGAGCCUGGUGACACAUUUGUCUAUUCGGCAUUCGAUGGCAUACUUGGCAUGGGCUAUCAAACGAUUGCUGUUGACAAUGUGGUGCCACCUUUCUAUAAUUUGUACGCACAAGGUUUGAUCGACUCGCCCGUAUUUGCUUUCUAUUUGACACGCAACGGCACAUCCAGCCAAGGUGGUGAACUCACGCUCGGUGGCAUUGAUGCGAAUCACUUCAAUGGUCAAAUCAGCUAUGUGCCGGUCACAUCCGAAGGUUACUGGCAAUUCCAAAUGAAUUCGGUUAGCGUUGGCAACGCUAUGGCGUGUAUGUAUUGCUCGGCCAUUGCUGAUACCGGCACCAGCUUGCUGGGUGUACCCACUUCGCUAUAUUAUGAGAUGCAAAACGCUAUAAGUGCUUACCCCGACGGUGAUGGCGGCUACUAUGUGUGGUGUCCGGCAAUCGACUAUUUGCCGACUGUUUCCUUCAACAUCGGUACCUCAACCUUUAACCUAACUAGUGCCGAUUAUAUUAUUCAAGUUGAAAAUGAUUACGGUCAAACUGUAUGCAUGUCUGCCUUUGAAGAUUCUGGUACAAGUUUCUGGAUUCUGGGUGACGUCUUCAUUGGAAAGUACUACACAGUCUUCGAUAUGGAAAAAAAUCAAGUGGGUUUCGCUCAAGCUGCUAGCAAUUCUUCGGCGGCAAGUUCUACUUGCAGUUGCGCUUGUGACUGCGUUUGAAGCUCCAUGGUUGGAGGCUGAAUUUGAAACUUAUUCAAUCAAAGAUGACCUAUGUAUUUAUUAAUUUUACAGAGAAUAAUAAA